GAAUGACUCUUCAAGCUGAUCGAUCAAGAAUUUAAAGUCUACCUAAACUAAACCCAACACAAUUUCGCAGUCGCAUUAUCGAAAUCAUUCCCGCGAGGAUCAAGUAGUCGAAAUCAUGGCGGACCUAGCAGAAAGCACUGCUAAGCUGCAGCUCGACGAGGAGACGGGGGAGAUGGUCUCCAAGGCAGAAUUGAAGAAACGAUUAAAGAAGCGUGAAAAGGCAAAGGCUAAGGAAGCCGCAAGGAGCGAGGUGAAGAGCGAGGAGAAAUCUAAACCGGCACCGAAGCCCAAAGCGACCGUAGAAGAACCAGCAAUCGAUCCCAAUAAUAUGUUCAAGACCGGCUUUCUUGACGAGGUCUUCAAGAUCAGACCUAUGAAACCCGUUUUCACCCGUUUCCCUCCCGAGCCGAACGGGUUUCUCCAUAUAGGACACGCAAAGGCCAUCGCGGUGAACUUUGGUUUUGCUAGAUACCACGGGGGCGAGUGCUAUCUUCGUUACGAUGACACCAAUCCGGAGGCCGAGGAGCAGGUCUACUUCGAUGCUAUUCUCGAGAUGGUAGAAUGGCUCGGCUUCAAGCCCUACAAGAUUACCUACUCGUCCGACAACUUCCAGAAACUUUACGACCUCGCCGAGAAGCUGAUAGGACUCGAAAAAGCCUACGUGUGCCAGUGUAGCGACACCGAGAUUAAACUCCAGCGCGGAGGCGAAAAGGGAACUGCUGGUCCGCGUUACCGUUGCAAGCAUGCCGAGCAACCCGUCGAGGAGAAUCUGAAGAAGUUUAGGGGCAUGAGAGAUGGACAGUACAAGCCUCAGGAGGCCUUCCUCAGGAUGAAGCAAGGUUCCAUCACGGAUGGCAACCCGCAGAUGUGGGACUUAGCAGCUUACCGAGUCCUUGAUAAACCGCAUUAUCGCACCGGAGAUACCUGGAAGAUCUACCCAACUUACGACUUUACACACUGUCUGUGCGAUUCAUUUGAGGGAAUCACCCAUUCCCUAUGCACUACGGAAUUUGGUACAGAAUACGGUAGACUGUCAAUUUCUGGCACGAUCCUCUCGAAGCGCAAAAUCCUGAAGCUCGUAGCAGAGAAGAUUGUACGAGGGUGGAAUGAUCCUCGCCUUUAUACGUUAAUCGGCAUCAAGCGAAGAGGUGUUCCACCUGGCGCUAUUCUAGAAUUCGUCAACGAGCUUGGCGUGACAACUGCAAACUCCGUCAUUGAAAUCAAGCGCUUCGACCAAGCUAUCAGGAAGUACCUGGAACGAACGGUGCCGCGGUUGAUGCUUAUUCUAGAUCCCAUCCCUGUAGUCAUCGAAGAUGCCGACGACCUCGACGGGAAGAGUCUUGCGUUUCCAUUUAGUCCAAAAGACCCUAAGAUGGGCUCCCACGAUGUCACAUUUAGCAAGACUAUUUACAUCGACCGCUCAGAUUUCAGAGAGGACGCAGAUCCAUCAUUCUUCCGCCUUGCUCCCGGAAAGACUGUCGGACUUCUUCAAGUACCGCAUCCGAUAAAGGCAGUGUCGUUCACCAAAGACGACGCAACAGGAAAAGUUACCGAAAUUCGGGCAGUAUUUGACAAGGAGACGAAGAAGCCAAAGGCGUAUAUCCAAUGGGUUCCGACCGAGGCGGCUGGUACUCGAAAAGCGGAAGUCAGAAUCUACAACUCGCUGUUCAAGUCCGACAACCCCAAUGAGGCACCAGGAGGAUUCCUAAACGAUAUCAACCCGGAUAGCGAGGUAAUCUACCCGAACGCGUUAGUCGAGUCUGGGUUCGAUGAAGUUAGGAGGAGGGCGCCGUGGCCAGAAGCAGCAGGCGAAAGCGAGCUUGGUAAGGGAGGACCCGAGAGCGUCCGUUUCCAAGCGAUGCGCAUCGCAUACUUCGCGAUGGACUCUGACUCGACCGACGAUCGUAUUAUUCUCAACAGAAUAGUGGCAUUAAAGGAGGACGCGGGAAAGAGUUGAAGUGUGCAAUGAUAACUGACUCUUGAUACCAGGGGGAUACUGGGGAGAUGGGUAGUGCCGUGCCUAGCUCACACGAAGGGGUGUAAGUUCAUCAUAUAGGCUAGCCGUAAGUAUGAUGAAUGCUUAAUCCACUUCAAUCCGUUACGCAGGCAGUUUCUAUAUUAAGUACUUUUACUUGUCGAUAGCGUAGACUAGAAGAAAUUCGUGUAUUUGUUGCUCUUUAUGCAGCUACGAUAUCAACAACCUCUUCACUUGGAGCCGAUAAAAUACUAAUAUAUUCGGCGUGGUACUAUAUCUCCGAUGAUGAGUGUACCCGUUGCAGCAUAAUGCCUGCCAAGUUGGUGGUGUUGUGGCGGUGCAAGCUGGGG
Molecule: messenger RNA, 2325 nt
Organism: Daldinia loculata
Lineage: Eukaryota; Fungi; Ascomycota; Sordariomycetes; Xylariales; Hypoxylaceae
Product: glutaminyl-tRNA synthetase
Exons: 7
Coding region: 116-1957 (613 amino acids)
Biological process (GO): translation; glutaminyl-tRNA aminoacylation
Cellular component (GO): cytoplasm; cytosol
Molecular function (GO): ATP binding; glutamine-tRNA ligase activity
Source: RefSeq, a predicted model, not a curated record